Coregonus clupeaformis (lake whitefish) is the source of this 5048-nucleotide messenger RNA. RefSeq lists its product as uncharacterized. The record is from RefSeq and is a predicted model, not a curated record. Lineage: Eukaryota; Metazoa; Chordata; Actinopteri; Salmoniformes; Salmonidae. Gene Ontology annotation, molecular function: GTP binding.
UCUCGAAUCCAGGGCCCCAGAGACGCAACAGUGUGGGGUUAUUGCCCCCUAUGAUGUCUGAAAGUGCUACAGAGCUAAGGAUUGUGCUGCUCGGCAAGAAUGGCUCUGAGAAGAGUGCUGUUGGAAACUUCAUCCUGGAAAGAGGGGCAUUUGACCCCAACUAUGUACAAAACCGCUGUGAGAGAGCCAGGGGUCAAGUAGACGGAAGAGGCAUAGCUGUGAUCAACACUCCAGACCUGUUAGACCCUCACAUCUCACAUGACAAACAAUCAGAGGAACUGCGUUGGUGUGUCACUCUGUCUGACCCAGGACCUCAUGUGUUCCUGUUGGUCCUGCAGCCUGAGGAGUUCACACAAGAAGAGGGAAACAGAAUCAGGCAAAUCCUAGACAACCUCAGUGAACGGUCCUUUGACUACUCAAUGGUACUGACAACUCAUGAAGACAGGAGGGGACACAUGCAUGAUGAUCACCCUCUGAAUCAGAUGGUCAGAGAAUGUAGAGGGAGGCAGUACGUCAUGCACCUCAGUGACCGCGCUCAACUUAUGGCAGAUGUUGACAAGAUUGUAAAGGAGAAUGGAGGAGGCUAUCUCACCUGUGAGCUAUUUGAAGAUACUACAAGUGACAUGGGACAAGGGAAAGAGGAAAUCCACAGGAGUAAAACUGAUUGGAGCCUCAAAUCUUCCUCUGAGGAAGAACUUGGAAAGGAUGUUUUGAAACAAGGUGAAUCAGCACAAUUUGGCAAUUGGCAGAACGUUAGAGAAGUUGGUUUGACAUUGAUUAAGGAAAAGGUUUGGGAGCAAUCACACAGUGGAGCAAAAUGUGUGUCUUCACUCAGGAUUGUGCUUCUGGGGAAGAGUGAUAACAAGAAGAAUGUAGUGAGGAACAUGAUCCUACAGAAACAGGCUUUUAAGUCUAAUUUCUUCAACCCCAAACAGCAAUGUGAGUCAGCCAGGGGGAAGGUGGAGGGCAAGUCUGUAACUGUAGUAAAGACUACCAACUUCCUUUCUCUGCCUUCGGAGUCCCUAAUGCAGGAGAUAGAGAAAUGUAAGUCCCUCUCUGCCCCUGGGCCUCAUGGGAUCCUGCUGGUGUUGAAGCCUGAGGAGUUCACAGAGGAGAACAGAAAAACAUUGACGUUCAUCCUGAGCAAAUUUGGUAAAGAGGCCUUCAAGCACUCAAUGGUGAUCAUUACUCACAAGGAAGUUGCAGAAAAUCCUCAUCUGAGUCAAAUGAUUAAAGAAUGUGGAGGAAGGCUUCAUGAAAUGUACACACGAGGAAGAGACCACGAAGAGUUAACUGAAAAGAUAGAAAAGAUGGUAGAGGAGAAUGAAUGGAGAUACCUCAACUCCAAUGAAGAGACGACACGUGAUACCAUGACACCAAAGGCUCAGAGACUGAACGUGGUGCUGUGUGGCAGAAGAGGAGCUGGGAAGACUUCUAUAGCCAAUGCCAUACUGGGUCAGACAGAGUCCAGUCCAAAGUCCAGCUCCUCCUCAGUGUGUGUGAAGAGAGAAGGAGAGGUGUGUGGUCGGCCGGUCACCCUCAUCGAGCUGCCUGCUCUGUAUGGAACACAUCUCACUCAGGAGGAAGUGAUGCGUGAGACUUUCCACUGUGUCUCUCUCUGUGACUCUGGAGUCCAUGCUUUCCUCCUGGUCAUACCUUUUGGUCCACUCACUGAUGAAGACAAAGGAGAGUUCGAGACCAUCCAGAAGAUUCUCAGCUCACGAGUCAAUGACUUUGCCAUGGUCCUGUUUAGACAGGAUUACAUUCCAGUUGAUAAAACUGCAGUUGACUUUGUGGAAGAAAAUGCAGACACAAAGCAAUUGAUCAAGAUAUGCGGAGGGCGGUAUAAAAUCUUUGAUGCUUUGAAGAAUGAGAACGCCAAGCAGACGACAGAGCUUGUAGCAGAAAUAGUCCAAAUGAUGGAUCAAAACAAGACAUGCUACACUCUAUACAUGUAUAUGGAGGCACAGGACUUGAGGCUGGAGGCUAAGCAUCAAUCAGAACUGGACGAAAAGAACAGAAGAAUCAAGGAUUUAGAACAGAAAAUCAGCAACAUGUCACAAGGUGCUGAAAUGGAGUGCUCCAGCACAGAGUGCGUGAGGGUGGUGCUGAUUGGGAAAACUGGGAAUGGGAAGAGCGCCUCCGCAAACACUAUCCUGGGCAGAAAGGAAUUUGAGUCUAAAAUCAGCAGUAAUUCUACGACAACAGUUUGCAAGAAGGCAGUCGGUAAAGUUGAUGGAAGAACAGUUGCUGUGGUGGACACACCUGGCCUUUUUGACACAACAUUGUCUAAUAAAGAUGUUCAGCAAGAGAUAGUGAAAUGUGUUUCCCUGUCAGCUCCUGGACCCCAUGUGUUUAUCAUAGUGUUAAGAAUUGGGACAAUGACACAAGAGGAGCUGGACACUUUGGACCUCAUAGAGACAACCUUUGGUCCACAGGCAGGAAUGUUUUGCUUAGUUCUGUUUACUAGAGGAGAUGACUUGGAAACAAUGUCGAUUCAAGAUUACAUUGAGGAAAGCAAGAAUGCCAAACUGAAAAAACUGAUCAGAGAUUGUGGAGACAGACUCCAUGUCUUCAAAAACAAAGUGGAAGAUGACCGCACACUGGUCACUGAGCUUCUUAAGAAGAUGAAUGAAAUGGUGUCCAUGAACAAGGGCAGUUUCUACACCAAUGAGAUGUUCCAGGAGGCAGAGGCAGCCAUUAAACAGAAACAGGAAGAAAUACUGAAGGAGAGAGAGAUGGAGAUUAAGGCUGACAUGGAGAAACUGAAGGUCAGCCAUGAAACAGCCAUGGAAAAGAUGAAGUCAAAGUUGGAAGAAGAGAGAUUGAAAGUUCAGGAGGAAAGACAGCGGAGAGAAAACAUGUUGAGAGAGCGAGAGGAAGCUAUUAGAAAAGAGCAUGACGAAAAGGAGAAAGCAGAGAAGGAAGAAAGAGAGUUGAAAGACAAGAAAAAGAAAGAAGAUGAGAAGUUGAAAAAAGAAAUCUGGGACACAGAAAAAGAGAAGAUGGAAAAAGAGAUACAAUCUCAGAAAAAAGAGUUGGAAAAACAACAAAGAGAAAAGGAGAGAGAAUAUAAAAUGAGAAUGGAACAACAGAGAAAAGAAGAGAAAGACAAAGAAGAAUUGGUUAAAAAUCAAGAAAGGCAGUUUGCAAAACUGAAAAGGAAACAGGAUGAAGAAAUGGAAAGGAGAGAGAAAGAAGAGGAUGAGAGGAGGAAACAUGAAGAGAAAGAAAGACAAGAGUGGCAAAGCAAAAUAGAGGAAGCAGAGAAAGGUCAAACAGAACUCCAAGAGGUCAUGCGUAGAGAAAAAGAGGAAUGGGAGGAACAGUUGAAGAAAGAAAGAGACAGACAACAGGAAGAAGAAAGGCUGAGGAGACAGAAGGAGGUAGAAACUAUUGGAGAACAAGAGGAAAAACAGAGGAGAUUGAGAGAGGAGUUUGAAAGAGAGAGGGAACAAGAGAGAAUAAAGAUGAAGGAAUCAGAAGAGAAGAGGAGAGAAAUAGAGUGGAAAGAAAGAGACCGAAUAGAAAAAGACUUUGAAGAAAAGAGGAGAGAGUUGACAGACAAAAUGAAAAUGCAGCAAGAUCAGUGGGAGAAAGAACGUAGUGAGGAACAGGAAAGAAGAUUUUAUGAGGAGGUAAAUCGAAGAGAGGAGGAGAGACUAAGACUAAGAAAACUGGAGGAAAAAUUUCAACAAGAACGUGAAGAAGAGAACAUGAGGAAAGAAAAGGAAGAAAAAGUCAGGAAAGAAAAAGAAGAGAAGAAAAUGAAGGAAAUGGAGGAAGAGUAUGAAAGGAAAACAAAAGAAAUGAUGGAUAAAUAUGAACAAGAGGCCAGAAAACAUGCAGAGGAAAAGAAUAACUUUAAAGAGAAAUAUGAAAAUGACAUCCAAAAAUUAUUGGAUCAACAUGAAGAAGAGAAGAAGAAACUAAUGCAAAAGCACAAAGAGGAGUAUGAUCUUUUAAAUGCUCUAUAUGGUAAUGAUAAAACAACACUGACUGGUAAAAUCAAGGAAUUGAAAGAGACGCAUGAGGAAGAGAUAAAGCAACUGUACAGAUGUGUUGUACAGUGAGAAUUUGAGCCCUAUUUGAAUGGGACUGGUAUAAUUAGGCAAUAAGGCCCGAAUUGUCCAAAACUCCAUUUAUGGUUUCUGAACCUAUUUGUUGGAACUGUUUAUUACCCUUGUUCAAAGCCCUUUCCUUUCCUUGGACAGAUCAGACGGGCCAUGACUCAUGAAAGUAAAGAUGUUGCUGGAUUGUUGAUGUCAUUUUUUAUCAACGUGCCAGGGUGUCAUUUUCCGAAAAGUCUGAAAUUAUUUAACCGUCUCCAUUCAAGAUCACUGUCAAUUACACUAAAUACUAAUACCCACAAUAUACACGUGAUAAAGCAGCAGUCCGGAACAGAAAAGUGCUUCAUUUUUUUAAAUUACAAAAUGAUAGACCAGCACAUCUACAGAAAACAAUGUAAUCUUUACAUGAAGCGUUAGCAAAGUAUAUUGAAGGCCUACUAAAGUCAAAUAAAUAAAUGGUGUGCAGUACGUGACGGUGUUGAUACAAAUACACCAUUUAUAAAAUACUCCACUUGUCAUUGAAUCAUGGCCAAGAGGAGACAUGGAAAUUAAUAACAAAACAUAACUAAUAGAAAUGAAUAUGCAUAUUUUCCUUAAAAUAGGGUUUGUACAUCAAACUUGAAUACAAACUGGAUAAUGAUGAGGAAGAGGAGGAGUAUGAUGGUGGUGUAAAAGCCGAGAUAAUGCUCAGUUUUGUUGAGUUCAUAUGUUUCAUGUUUCUAGUAUGUAUGAUCCUAGUAGGUAUGAUCCUAGAUCCUAGUAUGUAUGAUCCUAGUAUGUAUGAUCCUAAUACGUUUAUAUUUGUUGUUUACUGAAUUUAUAUUUUACUUAACAGUACGUUCUAAAUAGUAUUUAGUAUGAUGACAGAUUUCGUACACACCCAUUGCCUUCCAGGCCUGUACUGGCAGCCACUGCCUUGCUUUUAUUUGUUGAUUUCAUAUGUUUAACUUUUAUAUCUGUGACUGUGCUUUAUAUGCU